UGCUAAACUGCUCUCGCUGCAUAUAUUCAUAAGACACCAUACAAAAUUACACCAAUACUAUCAGCAACUGUUCAGCUUCAAAAACGUGCUUUUUCUGUUUUGGAACCACGUUUAAUCUUUGAAUUAAUACAAAAAAAAAACAGUAUCAUAAUUAUUUGGUUUUGCAAUUUCUUUUUUCAAAAAAUAGUUUAAAAAUGGUGCAGCAGGUAGCUGACGAUUCGAAACUGUUCAACGAGGUCGAUUAUGUGGGAAGAGACAAAAUAUGGAGCGAUUAUGUCAAAAAUGAGGAAAAUUCAGCCAAAAUCUGGAAUGGUCAAUGGAGUUUUCUCAAAGGUAAUCCUCUCGACCUUAUCAAAGACAAAUACCCGCCCAAAACACCUGUCCAGAAACUUGACCUCCCAACUACACUCCGAGUGAGGUCAGUGACCCCUAUCAGCCGCUACAUCAAAGUGGAGCACUCGGGACCCGCCCCCCGAACAACCACCGGCGAGGUCGGCUGGAGAUCCGCCGAUCCCAAAUGUCAACUGGAGAUAUACGGGCACGGGAGACGUCCCAAACAGGGUAUCCUGAAACAGCUCAACUGGCCUAUCGAAGCCUGCCUCUAAAAACUAGCGCAAACUGGCCCAUAUAUCUAUCUAAAUGCCUCUUCACUUAAAGGCUCUUUCAUUGAUUAGAGUUAUCAUCUGAGAAAAAAAUUCAGCAGAAAUAAAUUAGUUUUGAAAAGUGA
Messenger RNA from Symsagittifera roscoffensis, 727 nucleotides. RefSeq names its product ciliary microtubule inner protein 1-like. The transcript is spliced from 2 exons. Lineage: Eukaryota; Metazoa; Xenacoelomorpha; Acoela; Convolutidae. The coding region runs from base 195 to 605 and encodes 136 amino acids. The record is from RefSeq and is a predicted model, not a curated record.